CACCGCACACAUUCUACAGAACAUUUUUUUUUUCUCGUUUCACACACCUUCCUGCUUCUAAUAUUAUAAUUUAUAUUAAUUGACGCGUAGAUUCCUCGACGACGUCGUCGCGGUUGCGGUGUAAACAGCAAAAUUUAGAAAAUAAUUUCAUUCUGAGGCAUGAGCGAGCCGGUUUAGUUGAGUGUUGACCACUGAAAAGUAAAGAUUAAUUGUAAAUUUCUCAUUUUUUCACAUUUUUUUGUUGCCUUCACGCAUUUCGAAGCACACAUGGCAUCAAAUUCUCUAACAGGAAAGAUAAUUCUUGUGAUUUGUCUUGCAGUUUUUGCGUACUACAUUUUUUGGGUUUCCGUGCUUCCGUUCAUUCUCGUGGACCAAACAAACUGGAUACAUUCGUUUUUUCCGCCGUAUCAGUAUGCAUUUGUGAUUCCGGCUUGCUUUGGGAUUUGCUUCGUCGGCGGCUUGUCCUUGUACACAAUCUACAACUUGAGGGGGCUCGUCAACAUUUUCUGAGUAAACAACGCAGCGCUGCGUGACAAACAACAAUAAUCCGUAGUAGUAAAUAGUAAGACAGCGAAAAAACAACAAAUAAAUGACAACAAAAAAGACAUUUUACAGCAACAUGGACCAACAACAAACACAAUGGCUCGUCAUUGGCGUGUCUGGCGUAACGUGCGGCGGCAAAACAACUCUCGCCAACAACUUGCUCAAAUUCUUCCGCGAAAAUCCGUCGUCGCUCGGACCUCAUCUGAAAAUCGAUCAAGUGCAUCUCGUCAGUCAGGAUAAUUACUUUUUGCCCGUCGACGACCCGCGACACGUGCUAAUUGAGCAUCUCAACCACAUCAACUGGGAAAUUAUCUCGUCAAUUGACAUGGAGCGGAUGUGCCAAGAUGUCAUGGAGCUACUUGGUGCAAAUUUUCUCUUCUAUCCCACGAAGCAGCAGCAAACGACGACGCAGCAACAAGACGAACUCAUGCAUGUCGACGAUAAUUUAUUCAGUGAACAUCAUCUGCCGUGCUCGGCAUCGUCGACGGGGGGAACAUCCACUGCAUUGCCGCAAAAGCUCAACAUUCUCAUAAUUGAGGGAUUUCUCAUCUUUAAUCACACAUUUACGCUGGAUUUGUGCAACAUCAAAUUUCACGUGCAUUUGCCGUACGAAAGGUGCUAUGAGCGUCGACAGAAGCGACGUUACGAGCCGCCGGAUGUUUUGGGGUAUUUUGAGAUGGUUGUGUGGCCUUUGUACGACAAACAUUGCAAGGAGUUUGCGAAACGACGCGACAUCAUGUAUCUGAAUGGCGAAGUAGCGCGCGAUAAAAUCUUCAAUUUUGUCCUGAAUGCAAUAAGGGAACAAUUGUAAAUAUAAUUUAUGGGGAUUUGUGAUUUUUUAUAUUGGGGCGCCAGACACGAAAAUAAUUCUAAAUAUUGUAAAUAUCAAACAAAUAAAGACUAAGGGUUAAUAUUAUAAAAAAAAAUAUAAGUUUUUGUAUGA
Molecule: messenger RNA, 1486 nt
Organism: Culicoides brevitarsis
Lineage: Eukaryota; Metazoa; Arthropoda; Insecta; Diptera; Ceratopogonidae
Product: nicotinamide riboside kinase 1
Exons: 3
Coding region: 590-1354 (254 amino acids)
Cellular component (GO): cytoplasm
Molecular function (GO): ribosylnicotinamide kinase activity
Source: RefSeq, a predicted model, not a curated record